Messenger RNA from Hypoxylon fragiforme, 1464 nucleotides. RefSeq names its product MFS transporter. The record is from RefSeq and is a predicted model, not a curated record. Lineage: Eukaryota; Fungi; Ascomycota; Sordariomycetes; Xylariales; Hypoxylaceae. The transcript has 5 exons. Gene Ontology annotation, cellular component: membrane. The coding region runs from base 1 to 1464 and encodes 487 amino acids. Gene Ontology annotation, biological process: transmembrane transport. Gene Ontology annotation, molecular function: transmembrane transporter activity.
AUGGAGAAAAUAGAGCCCUCAGAACACCUCGAGGGUAACGUUGAAGUUGAAAGAAAGAAAGACGCCUCGCUAGAUGCAGCUACUACUAACAACCCUGAAGAAUUCGACUAUGCACGCAACAAACGUCUCAACCGCCGUCUCGACAUCCGCAUUCUCCCACUAUGCUGCUGGCUCUACCUGCUGAACUUCCUCGACAGGGGCAACAUCGGCAACGCGAAGGUGCUGAACCAGGAGACUGGCAACGAUCUCCUGCACACGACGAACAUGACGCCCACUAACUACGCGCUAACGGUGUCGCUAUUCUCGGUGGCGUACGCGCUCUUCGAGGUGCCGUCGAAUUGGAUCAUGAAGCACUACAUCCGUCCGUCGGUUUGGUUGGCGGUUCUGCUGGGCUGCUGGGGGGCUUUGACGUUGGGGUUUGCGGGGGUGAAGAACUAUCCUACGGUUAUUGUGUUGCGCAUGCUUAUUGGCGUGUUCGAGGCAGGUUUCUUCCCAGGCAUCGUCUACCUCAUAACAAUCUGGUACCGGCACAACGAGCGCUCCGUCCGCAUCGCCCUCGUCAUCGCCUUCUGCAACCUCGCCGGCGCAUUCGGAGGCGCCAUCGCAUUCGGCAUGGCGACCGUCAACGGGGCCGGCAAUCUCGAAGGGUUCCGCUGGCUCUUCAUAAUCGAAGGCACCAUCACAAUCUUGAGCGUAGUGCCCACCCUCCUCAUCUUGCCGGAUUAUCCUGCUCGUGCCAAGUUUCUGAGUCCGUCGGAAAAGAGUUUCGCUGAGGAUCGGCUUAAGGAGAGGGGCGGGGGGUAUAAUAGGGAGCAUGCUACUCGGAAGGAGCUUGUUCAGACGCUUUUUAGCCCUCGAAUGUUGGCGCACUACUUUGCCUAUAUUGCCAAUGUGGUGACUCAAGGCUCGUUUACGUUCUUCACUCCUACCAUCGUCACUGGUUUGGGGUAUACGUCGAUUCAAGCCCAGCUGUUGACAGUUCCGCCAUGGGUCGUCGGAUUCGUCGUCGCCAUCCUAGUCUCCUACUCCGCCGACCAUUUCAACGCCCGAGGCUACCACAUCACCGUAUCCUCCGUGAUCGGUGGCAUCGGCUGGCUAAGCGCCGGCCUCCUACCCCCAACGGCAUACACCUCAAGAUACGGAUGCCUGUGCAUGGCCGCCGUAGGCGCCUUCCCCGUAGCGCCAGCGAUGACCAACCUCACCGUCUGCAACACCCCUAGCAUGCUAACGAUCCCGCUAGUCAUCGCGCUGCAUAAUUCUUGCGCAGGGAUCGGCCAGGUAAUCGCGCAGUGGAUAUGGAAGGCGGACGAGGCGAAGGACGGCUACCCGACUGGCAAUUUCGUGUGUGCGGCGUGCAACUUCUUUGUUGCGAUAGUGAUUCUUAGCUUGAGGCUGUGGUACGGGAGGAUGAACAGGAAAGGGGUGAAGGAUGCGAGGGGAGAGAAGAGAAUCUGGGCAUAUUGA